This is a messenger RNA of Rotaria sp. Silwood1, 1155 nucleotides long. NCBI's taxonomy places the organism in Eukaryota, Metazoa, Rotifera, Eurotatoria, Philodinida, Philodinidae. The record is from the annotation of a GenBank genome assembly.
AUGUUAAAUAUUGAACAAGAAUCUUUGCUUUUUUACAAAGUCGAUUCUUCUACUUUGCAGACACAAAUAAUUGAUAGUUUAUGUUGGGUAUUAGUUAUUAUGGGACUUAUUGGAAAUUUAUUGGGACUUUUUAUAUUUUCUUCAUGUCGUCGAACUUGGCGAAUAUCAUCAAUCUAUGUUUAUUUAGCAACUGCUAGUUCAAUAACAAAUCUUUUAUGUGUUAUACGAUAUAGUUUAAUUCUACAUUCAAAAUUACGAAAUAUUCUAUAUGAAUAUGUUGGAGAAAAAUGGUGGGCUUGUAAAAUUUAUGAAUUUUCAUUUUCUUUUCGAAUUGUUUCAUCAUGGAUAACAUUAUUCUGGAUGUUUGAACGUUUAUUAUGUGUUUCAACAAGAUUACAAACAUUUUUCUAUCAAUGGAAUACAUUUACACUAAAGUUUAUUAUACCAAUUAGUAUCAUUAUUCUGAUUCUUGGUUGUAUUAUUGGACCUCCUCUUUAUAUGUUUGAACCACAUAUACUUGAUAAAGAAAGAAUAAUGAAUACAAAUACACACAUGAACAAGACAUACUGUGAUGUGAGUUCAAAAGCAUCUAUUAAAUGGAAAAAUUAUUUUCAUGAACUUCAUUUUGGUAUAAAUCAUUUUACCAUACGUUGUCUUUUCUCAGAAUUAAUUCCAACUGCAGCUGUUAUUCUAUUUAAUAGUUAUAUAAUUUAUCAUGUUGUUCGAACAUGGCAACACUUACGUAAAAUGGAUGGUCGUCAACGAAAUAAAAAACAAUUACGAACAACAUCAUGGUUAACUAAAAUUCUACUUCUUCAUUCAUUUCUCUUUCUUGUAUCACUUUUAUCACAUGUUGCUGGACAUAUUUUUGAUGUUCAAGCACAUGAAACAUGGUGGAGUUCAUUAUCAAUAUUAAUUAAUUCUUCAUUAAAUUUUUACAUCUAUUGUUUAUCGGGUAAAGCAUUUCGAAAUGAAAUUCGUCGAUUUAUUCAACAAAUUAAAAUAUGUUUUCUUCAUAUAUUACAUAUUCAGCAACGUCAACGACAACAGUAUCAUCAGAAUGAGAGUCUAACUGAUGAAAUGAACCAUUAUCAAGUCAUUAUUCAACUCAAAUCACGUCGUCUUGAUGAUUUAGAUGAGAAACUUUCUGCUUGA